AUGGCCUUGAUGCGCCAGGUCUGGACCCUGACCAAGAAGAACCUUCUCAUCGUCCUUGUUCGCCAUGGCUUCUUCACCACCAUACGAGCCUUCCUGGCACCAAUAAUUUUUAUGUUUAUAAUUUCUUAUGCCAAGAACUUCUUCGUUCCCCCGAGUACUUUUGGCAUAGGCUCCCCUACGCCUAUACGAAGCCUCGAAAAUGCCCUCGCAGCUUCGACCGGAAACCACAACAAGGUGGUAUUCGUCAACAACGGGAACACUGGCGGAGAUAUAGAGUCGGUCAUCAAUGCCGUGUCUGCAAGAGUCGAGAAUGUUGGAAAGACUGUCGAGGUCGUGCAACGAGAUGUCGACCUGCUCACGAGCUGUGCCAGCUCCCUGCGCGGCGCAACCACGUGCUUUGGCGCCGCCUCCUUUCAUUCCUCGCCGACUGAAGGGAGUGAUGGAGUCUGGAACUAUACGCUCAGAAUGGACGGGGCUUUUGGGGAGAGGAUCUUCGUGGACAGCACAAGUAAUGACGUGGAAAUCUAUACACUCCCGUUUCAGCGCGCCAUUGACUCCGCUAUUGGGUCGUUGUCUGCAAAUGGUACUUCUGCAAGCCUCGGAUCAGGUUCGAUCGACGAGUACCCAUUCACCGAUUCGACCGCCGAGGAAAGGGCGGCCCUGAUCCGCCGGCUCUAUAUGGGCGCCCUCAUUAGUAUUCUCGGAGUGGCCUACUUCAUCGGGAUCUGCGGUGUUACUUAUCAACUCACCGGGCUGAUGGCCUCUGAACGGGAACUGGGCAUUUCGCAGCUGAUUGAAGCUAUGACUCCGACGAAACGAGCUUGGCACAAUCAGGCGGCUCGAUUACUCUCCAACCAUCUCGCGUUCGAUAUCAUCUACUUUCCUGGAUGGGUCAUUAUGGCUGCGAUUCUUCGAGCCCUGUCCUUUGUUCACACGAGCUAUGCUAUCCUCAUCAUAUACCACAUUCUGAUAGGCCUCGCGCUUUCCAGCUUUUCAAUCUUGGGCGCGAGCUUCUUCAGCAAGGCUCAGCUGUCAGGCAUCACGGUUACCAUGACAGCCGUCAUUCUCGCAAUUAUCGCUCAGGUUGCAGGGCCCUUCGACACAGGCGCCACGGCCGUCCUCAGCUUGCUAUUCCCGUCUAUGAACUACGUCUUCUUCAUCAUCCACAUGGCGAGAUUCGAACAAAAGUCAGUUGCCACGAACCUCAUCGACAGUGCGCCUAGUGGCUCAUCUUCGUUGCCUGGAAUUGUGUUCUGGGUCUUCCUUAUCAUCCAGAUCAUCGUCUUCCCGCUCCUGGGCGCUCUUGUCGAGAGAUGGCUGUAUGGCACCAUAUCGAGAGAAAGGAAGACGACUACGUCCUCGUCGGACCAUGCCAUCAUCCUCUCUAAUUUUUCCAAGCACUGGACGCCUAGCUGGCUUCGUAAGAACGUCCUUGGCAAAUUUGGGGUCGCAGUGCCUGAGACAGUGCACGCUGUCAAUGACCUCAGCAUCAAGGCUCGUCGCGGGCAGAUUAUGGUUCUCCUUGGAGCCAACGGCAGCGGGAAAAGUACAACCUUAGACGCGAUUUGUGGGCUUAACACCAUCACCAAUGGCUCCAUCGAAUUCGACGGAACGGGCGGCCUGGGCUUGUGCCCGCAGAAGAACGUGCUCUGGGAUGAGCUCACCGUCUACGAACACGUGAAGAUAUUCAACCAGCUGAAAGCAGCUGGCGCGAGAGACAGCAAAGAACAACUCGAGAAUCUCAUUCGAUCUUGUGAUCUCGGCCACAAGAUCAAGGCCUGGUCCGGCACUCUGUCGGGCGGUCAGAAGCGGAAGCUCCAGCUCGCAAUGAUGUUCACGGGAGGCAGUCGGGUGUGCUGCGUCGACGAAAUGUCAUCGGGCCUCGACCCGCUUUCAAGACGAAAGAUUUGGGACAUCCUCCUUGCCGAGCGCGGCGAGCGCACGUUCCUGCUGACAACACAUUUCCUGGAUGAAGCCGACGUUCUCUCAGACUACGUCGUUUUGUUGUCCCGGGGUAAUCUAAAAGUCAAAGGAACAGCUGUGCAGCUGAAGCAUGAGGUCGGCGUGGGCUACCGCAUAUCUGUUCCUAGGAGUCAGAAUUUCGUAGCCGCGGAGAAGGUUCGAAGGGACGAAACUGCUGACAGGCACGUAUACUGGUUCCCCGGUUCUUCCGAGGCAUCAAAAUUUAUUGCCGAACUGCGUUCGAGUGGUGUCAAAGAUUACGACAUAAUAGGCCCGACACUGGAAGAUGUUUUCCUCAAGUUGGCGGAGGAAAUGGGCGAUCACCAACUAGGAAGCGAUGCACCUCUUGCACUGAGGCCAGAAAGCACAUCGGACAAGCUUGAUAAGCCGCCCAACUCUGAUUCGUCGUCUGGAGAGGAGCCUGCGCUCCAGAUGUCUGAAGGGCGAGGGACGGGCAUAGCAAAGCAGACCUUGAUUCUGGUCCGUAAACGGUUCACCAUCCUCAAGCGGAACUACUUGCCCUAUUUGGCGGCGGUGCUCUUACCAGUGAUCACGGCCGGACUGGUGACAUUGUUCUUGGAUGGCUUUUCAGCCGUGGGCUGCGAUCCUGGAGCUCAAUCCAGCGCACCCGCUGUGUCUGAUCUUAGUUCCCUCAACAUUUCUCCUCUCAUACCGGUCGGCCCUUCCAACCUGAUAUCGGUUGACAUUUUGACGAACCGGACGGGCCUCAACGCGAGCUCUUUCCACCUCGUUGAUACCCUCGACGAGUUCAACGACUACGUCUCGAACAAUUUCCACAACGUAACUCCGGGCGGCUUCUUCCUGCAACCCGGCCAGGAUCCCGUGGCGACGAUGGCGUAUAUUGGAAACGGAGCAGUAAUAUAUGGUGUGCUUACGCUAAAUGCAAUUGGGAAUGUCAUCGAGCAGACAUCCAUCACGACGUCAUUCCAGCCCUUUGCAGUCCCGUUCGCUCCAGGUGCAGGCAAGACACUGCAGCUGAUAUUGUACUUUGGGUUGGCCAUGUCGGUGUAUCCGGCCUUCUUUGCCCUGUACCCUUGUGUAGAGCGGCUGAGGAAGGUGAGAGCAUUGCACUACAGCAACGGCAUCAGGGCCGGGCCUCUCUGGUUGGCAUAUCUGAUCUUUGAUUUCCUGUUCGUGUUGAUUGUCAGCGCCGUGGUAACUGGCAUCUUCGUCGGGGCAUCUGGCGUCUGGUAUGCACCGGGGUAUCUCUUCGUGGUAUUCUUCCUUUACGGCUUGACUUCCAUACUCCUCUGCUACGUCGUCUCCCUAGUCACCAACUCACAACUAGCUUGUUUCGCCACAGCCGCAGGAGGUCAAGCCAUCUUCUUCCUUCUGUACUUCAUUAUGUACAUGAGCAUACUCACGUAUUCACCUGCCUACCGCGUCAACUCGGACCUGACCACUGCCCACUUUGCGUAUGCGACAAUCACACCUGCAGGCAACCUACUGCGUUCGCUGCUGCUGACGCUCAAUGAAUUCUCGCUUCUCUGCCGCGACACCUCGAUCGCGUCAUAUCCGGGAGCACUCACCGUAUAUGGUGGACCAAUACUUUACCUCCUUGUCCAAGCGCUUUUUCUCUUCACCGUCCUUGUCUGGUGGGACAGCGGGUACAAGCCAGCAUUCCUGACCAACCUUAGCCGCCGCGUGCGCACCCGCAAGUCCACCAUUACCGACACCGACACCGAGAACGACGCCGCCCUCUCAACCUCCGCAUCCUCAGCUGUCACCGACCCCGCCGUCGCGACGGAGAUCAAGCGGAUCGACGCACAAGCCCCGCCCGACACGGACAGCCUGCGUGUGCAACACCUGCACAAGCUCUUCGGACGCACUAAUCACGCGGUCCAAGACGUCACGUUCGGCGUGCCGCGCGGGCAGGUCUUUGCGCUGCUGGGCCCCAACGGUGCAGGAAAGUCGACGACGAUUUCCCUGGUUCGCGGCGACAUCCGACCGUCUCGUGGAGUGGAUGGCAGCCACUUCGGCGAUGUCUUCAUCGAGAACCUCUCGAUAACCGCGCAUCGGGCCUCCGCCAGACAGAACCUAGGAGUGUGCCCGCAGUUCGACGCCAUGGACAGCAUGACCGUGCGGGAACACCUGCGGUUCUAUGCAAGUGCUCGGGGUGUGUCGAAUGUGCAAGCCAACGUGGAGGCGGUGCUGAUGGCCACGGGACUGGUGAGGUUCGCGGACAGGCUUGCGCAGAAGCUGAGUGGUGGUAACAAGCGCAAGCUGAGCUUGGGUAUCGCGCUUAUGGGUAACCCCGCGGUGCUGCUUCUCGACGAGCCGAGUUCUGGCAUGGACGCGGCCGCGAAGAGGGUCAUGUGGCGUACCCUGCUCGGUGUCGCUGCGCCUGGGCGAGCACUGUUGAUAACGACGCACUCGAUGGAGGAGGCGGAUCGGCUGGCGACCAGGGUGGGUAUCAUGAAGAGGAGGAUGCUGGCUCUUGGGACUGGCAAGGAGCUAGGUGAGAGAUGGGGCGAGGGAUUUGUCGUGCAAAUUGUGUUGAAAUCUGCGCCGGAGACGACCGAGGCCGAGAUGGACCAGGUGAAGAACUGGAUCAGCGAGAGGGUCAGAGGUGUCGAGUUCGAGCGAUGGGGCGCGAGAGGUGGAGCACAUGGGCUGUUGAGAUUCAGGGUGAGGAAGGACGGUAUGGUCGGUGGAGGGAAGGAAACUGAAAAGAUUGGUGGAAACGUCGUCCAAGACGAAAUCGAUAUGAAAGGGGACACCAGCGGCGGCGGUACGCCAAAUGGUGGUCCAGCUGACGCGCAGGGUCUGGAUACCCCCGGGCUGAUUGAGCUCUUCGAGGCUAACAAGGACGUUCUGGGAAUUGAGUACUAUAGUGUGAGCCCGACAACGUUGGACGAGGUAUUCUUGCGGGUUGUCGGGAGGGAAGAGGAGGAUGAUCGAGGCGCAGCCACCACCAAGCAGUGGUGGAGGUUCUGGCGGUGA
Messenger RNA from Diaporthe amygdali, 4926 nucleotides. RefSeq names its product bc transporter. Gene Ontology annotation, biological process: transmembrane transport; lipid transport. The record is from RefSeq and is a predicted model, not a curated record. NCBI's taxonomy places the organism in Eukaryota, Fungi, Ascomycota, Sordariomycetes, Diaporthales, Diaporthaceae. Bases 1 to 4926 code for a protein of 1641 amino acids. The transcript is spliced from 3 exons. Gene Ontology annotation, molecular function: ATP hydrolysis activity; ABC-type transporter activity; lipid carrier activity. Gene Ontology annotation, cellular component: membrane; intracellular membrane-bounded organelle.